AUCACCCACUGAAUCAACAACUUGGCCAUCUUCAUCCUUUUCAUAUUUCACAUUCCAAAACCCUUUUCUCCAUUUUUUCCACUUCAAAUCAAAUCAAAAGCUUUUCAAAUGUUCACCACACUUCGUCAUAAACCUUUUCUCUAUCUCAAGCACUUAACUUUCCCUCUUAUCAAUCACUACCCAUUACCCUUUUCUCUGCAUUUUUGCACCAACACUUCAUCUUUUGCAAUCUCCUACCUCAUCAACAAUUUUGGGUUUUCCUUUUCCCCACAAUUUGCUUCCAAACUCUGCUCAAGUCACAGGGUUCGUUUCAAGACUGCCCAAAACCCUGAUUUAGUUCUUAACUUCUUUAGAAACAAUGGUUUCUCAAAAACCCAAUUAAGUUAUAUGAUUCCCAAAGCACCAUGGCUACUUUGCUGCAACCCCUCCUUAAGGCUCAUCCCAAAGUUUCAAUUUUUCCUCUCCAAAGGUGCUUCUAAAUCUGACAUUGUUAACCUUGUCAGUAAGCACCCUAUGGUCCUAUCUCCAAGCUUGGAGAAUCAUAUAAUCCCAACCUAUGAAUUGUUUUAUAGAUUUGUGCAAUCAGACAAGGACAUUAUUGCUGGUGUAGUUCAUAAUCCAUCUUUACUUAGUGACCAUCUUGUGUCACAAAACAUCACAAUGCUGAUUAAUAAUGGAGUUACAGAUUCAAGCAUUGCAAGAUUGUUUCGGACGCCAUCUCGAUCAUUGAAUACCAAUAAACGUUUGAUGAUGAAGUUAGUGGAGGAAAUGAAGGAUUUGGGUUUAAUCCUUCAAAAACAACCUUUGGUAUUGCAUUGGAAACCAAACCUGUGAUAGAAGCAUUUAGAAGGCACCCUCACUGUAUAUUAACAUCCAUUGAUAAAAUUAUUUCAGUGAUGGGCUUUUGGGUCAAUCAGAUGGGUUGGGAUGUGCUUGCAUUUGCAAAAGGACCAUCAACUUUUUCAAUUAGUUUGGAAAAAAGGAUCAUUCCAAGGGCCUCGGUUGUGCAAUUUCUGCUGAAGAAAGGUUUGCGAAAAAAGGAUGCAAGCUUAACUUAUCCAUUUAAACUGUAUGAUAAGAUGUUUCUUGAUAGGUUUAUAAUGCGUUUUAAGGAGCAGUCAUCUUAUCUAUUAAAGCUUUAUGAAGAAAAACUGACUCUUGCACACACCAGGGAGGGCAAAACUGACAUGUCAUGAACACAUUUUAAGCAAGUGUUAUUUUGUCUGGCGAUUUGUACAUAGGAGUAUAAUGUAGACACUACUCUUCCUCAGCAUAAAAAUAUUCAUGGUUGGUUCGUCCGUUGUCGUGGUUGGGAGCUUAGUUUAAAUAACUCCAAGUCAGACACUACCCGGCACAACAAAUCAUGGAUGAUUUAGACGGAAUAUCUGUUGAGCAACUAAGGAGCCUUGCACGAAACAAUCGUUCCAACCGUGAUCUUGUCCGCAAAGUUGUUUAUCACUCGAAUCUUGUACCAGUGCCAACUACCGUUCCUGGAGAAGGGGACCAACAAGAAGAACAAGUGGACGAUGGAAUUGACCAUGAGGAUGACGAGAUCAAUGUGGAAGACCUUAUGGAUCCGAAAGAUCGUAUUUUGGUUGAUCGGCAUGACCGAAUCAUUAUUACACCACACGGAACUGAUUUUCAACCACAAAAAGCAACUUCAGCCGCCAUUAGUUUCAUACUUCAAGGAAACUACCAGGAACCAUGGCUCACGUGGGGAGAGAUUAAGAAGGCUAAAAUUGGUCAAGAGCAAGUGUGGGACAGAUUUUGGAAGGCUUUCAAAAUGAAAUGCACUUGGUUUAGGGAUAUUAAUGAGAAGACGAUGAUUACUAUUUUCGAUCACAAGUGCUCAAAGCGCUUGUCCACCUUGCUUGGAGAUGCACGAACAUUGUUUUAUGAGAACAAGGAGCCUCCAGCUUGGAUUGGCCCGGGGGAUGUAUGGACAGAGUUGAAACGUAGAUGGAGUACUCCAGCUUACAUGGCGAAGUGCAACAGAAACAAACAAAACAGAGUUGGGUCUAAUUUGAGUGUACACACUGGUGGUUCUACAUCUGCUUCUACCUUGCGCAUAAGGUUCACUCGGCAAUUUGGUCGUCCACCGACUUUAUGCCAAAUGAAUGUAAUGCUGCAUAUGAAACCAGAUGGUACUUGGGAUACUGUAAAGGCUCAAAGGGCAAAUGAUAUGAUUAAGGUAUACAUCGAGGAACUCAAAGCUACCGAGGCUGCCCUUCCACUUGCUUUGCGGAAAACUGAUGUAGAGCUACAGAAUAUGAUAUUGGACAAAUUUGUGGAGUUUUCCGGGGGAAAGUAUAAAGGUUGUAUCGUUGGUCAGGGUAGUACGUCUUCGCUCGUUCAGAGGACGACAAGAGGAUAUAUGAUGGAUAAUAUGAGCGACUCUUAUGACAGUACUGCCACCAUGCCUACCGGUCGAUCUCAACGUGUGGAAAGUAUUGAGGAAUUGGAACAACAAUUAAGAGCAGAACAACAACAGUCAAUUGCUUCUAUGAGAGAAGAGAUGAUGACACAGCUCAGGGCAGAACUCUCUAGCGGGAUACCAGGACAAUCAAACCAGCAACAGUUUCAGCAGCAACCAUUUCAGCAGCAACCAUUUCAGCAGCAGCAAUUUCAGCAGCAACCAUUUCAGCAGCAGCAAUUUCAGCAACAACUUCAGCAGCAGCAGCAGCGUCCUAAUCAAUCACAACGUCAGCAAAAUUCCAACAAUUUCAAUUAUAUGACAGGUGUGAACUAUGCAGUUCAACAGAUUCAGAACGUUGGAAGGAACUCACAGUCGUCCUACCAAUCGGGAAGUCUUCAUGAGGACCCGACGGAAGAGGAGGGGUAUCGACCCGGUGAAGUUGAUUUGAACGUAUCCUCUGACCCGGAUGAGAAUUUCUUUACAGGUCUCCAAAAUAACCCUUUAUUGCAAGGGAUGCUUGGGCAGCAGGGGCAGGCAAUGCUUGGAGACUUGGAAAUUCCCGAUUUCACAGUUCAUGAUUCCACUUCUAUGAAUCAAGGUGGCAUAAUAAGUCCACUUGUCCAUAGUGGUGGAAAUAGUCAAGGCAGAGGGGUAGGUUCUUCAUCUGAAAUGUCUAUGGGCGGCGGUAGGGCAAGCGCCGGAAGGGCAAUCGUGGGAAGAGGAAGCGGUGGAAGAACAAGUGCCGGAAGAAGAGGAAGGGGAAACAGUCAAAAUGCAUAACCUCCAUUUGUGUCCAUUUGUGUUCAUUUGUGUUGUCGUAUUAAUCAUUUUAGUAGUUUUAUUUGUGGAAGUAAUUUAAGACAAUAUUAUCGUAUUUGGUUUGUAACCUAUGACAUUUAUUGGGUAUUUUGUUUGUGUUGUAUGACAAUUAUCGUAUUUCGUCGUUUAUUAUUGAAUUUUUAAUUUAUGUU
Molecule: messenger RNA, 3387 nt
Organism: Trifolium pratense (red clover)
Lineage: Eukaryota; Viridiplantae; Streptophyta; Magnoliopsida; Fabales; Fabaceae
Exons: 7
Coding region: 1364-3196 (610 amino acids)
Source: RefSeq, a predicted model, not a curated record